Molecule: messenger RNA, 1458 nt
Organism: Rhododendron vialii
Lineage: Eukaryota; Viridiplantae; Streptophyta; Magnoliopsida; Ericales; Ericaceae
Product: protein IQ-DOMAIN 9
Exons: 6
Coding region: 286-1158 (290 amino acids)
Molecular function (GO): protein binding
Source: RefSeq, a predicted model, not a curated record
AAUGGCCGGUGAUACUCUGAUGGGGCCACCUGAAAUCUCCACCCCCACCUUUUGUUUGUUUUUUUGUCUCACCACCUUCGAGUAUUUCUUGUCUUUCACUCAUACACUCCUUUUACAACUUCCAUCUCCUCUCUCUUCUGCACUACCACCUUGAUUCUCUCUCUUCUUCAAACUUGGAGAUUAUACAAUUCCCCACCCCUCCUCCCCCCAAGGGUUUCUACAAACCCCAUGUGCAGGUUCCUCCAAGGGUUUUGUUAAUUAAAAAUUAGCAAUUCAAAAUCAGUAAUGGGUUCUGGAGAUUGGUUUAAGAAAGUAAUUCGCUUAAAGAAAGCAAAGGGUGACAGAUCAAAGCAAUUAAAGGGGUCUACUGAGUUUUCCAAUGGUGCUUGUAAUGGAAAACCAAGAUUUCUUGGUAUGUCUGUUGAAGACAUAGCAGCUACUCGGAUUCAGACUGCAUUCAGGGCCUAUAAGGCUAGGAAGAAUCUGCGUCAUUUGAAAGGGAAAGUGAGAUUGCAGAUACUGAUCCAAAGCCAUUCUGUAAGCAAACAAGCUUCAUCUACACUGAUCCAUCUCCAUUCAUGGAGCAGGAUACAAUCUGAGAUUAGAGCUCGCAGACUUGCAAUGGUUACUGAAGACCGGAUCAGACAGAAGAAAUUAGAGAGUCAAUUAAAGCUCGAGGCAAAACUUCACGACCUGGAGGUGGAGUGGUGUGGUGGCUCUGAAACAAUGGAGGAAACCCUUGCACGGAUACAUCAGCGGGAAGAAGCAGCAGUUAAACGGGAGAGGACUUUGGCAUAUGCUUUCUCCCAUCAGUGGAGGGCAAACUCCGGUUUGAACCUUGGGCCUCCUGAACUUGGCAAAGCUAACUGGGGUUGGAGUUGGAUGGAAAGGUGGAUUGCAGCUCGACCAUGGGAAAGCCGUGUUCCUGCCCAAAAAAGCCCUGUGAAACCAAUUAGUCGGACUCCAAGCAAGGCUUGUAAAAACACAACUACACCUUCUAUUAAACCACCAGCUUCAUCAGCUAAAAUUAUUUCGCCAAAUGGGAAGGGACCCACAAAGGCCCGGAGAUUGUCUUACCCGGCUGCUGAGAAACUAUCUCCCCAAUCCAACGUUAAAGAGGAACCUGCAAAGGUUGAAACAGGGCAGGAGAUCUCUUAGUGCCAAAUGGACGCAACAUUUGAAAGACAAAUCUUUGAGUUUCAGCUGUUUAUGGAGAGAAGUUGAUGACAAGGCCAUUCUUUGAUUACGCGGGUUUUUUUUAUGUGACUAUUUAUAUGGAGUGGUGUGAAAUUAUUGUGAUUUGCCAUGGAUUACAGAAUAAAAGGAGACUGGGUUGGAGAGUUACUCAACCUGCUCGUCGUUCUUUUUUUUUUUACCACUUCUUGGAUAUGUAUAUGCUUUUUGUGACAGAAUCCAUUCAUAAUGUAAAUAGAGAAGCUCUCUUUCUUCUUUUUUUCA